Molecule: messenger RNA, 1662 nt
Organism: Blepharisma stoltei
Lineage: Eukaryota; Ciliophora; Heterotrichea; Heterotrichida; Blepharismidae
Source: the annotation of a GenBank genome assembly
AUGUUGGCAAGAAGAUUUUCCACUGCUGCGCUCAAAGUAAUAAUCAUCUAGAGAACCUCUUUAUAUGAUUAUUUCAAAGAUGUGCAUGAGGCCAAAAUGGGUGUUUAUGAAGGCUACGAAAUGCCAGCUUAUUAUGGUCGCAACAAAGAUACCUAUAUGGGUGAACAUAUGAUUAUCAAAAAAAAGGCAGGUUUAUUUGAUAUUAGCCAUAUGGGCCAGUUUAAAAUUCAUGGGAAACAGAGGAUUGAGUUUAUUAACUACCUUACAGUCUCUGACCUAAACAAAAUCCCUGUGAGAUCUUGUUUGCAGUCGUUAUUGAUGAUGCCAAAUGGCGGAAUUAAAGAUGAAAUAACUAUUCAGAAAUUCGAAGGAUAUAUAGGACUUGUCGUGAACGCAGGAUGCAGGGAAAAAGACUUUGACUAUCUUUUUAAUCAUAUGCAGGAGUGAAGAAGUAAAGGAAGAGAUGUGAUAGUAGAAGAAUUAUAAAUAAAAUGGCAUUCGGUCCGAGAGAAAUUAGCUUUGUUAAUUUUCUCUCCCUCAAGCAAUUUUAUUUAUAGGGUUAGGUUUUCUUCUGAGAAUUUCUGUACAGCAAUAGCAGUUUAACUCUGGCAUAUAAGCCGAGGCACUGCUCCAAGUACAUCAAGAGGCUCGAAGCUUUACCUCUCAGCACACCCGAGGAAGGUGACCCUUAGGCGGCGGAACACGCGCAGGAGCUGAGUCAAGGAAGAGCGAGGCGAACGCAGCCCGUCGAAGCUGGAACAUCAUAUUCACCCCGUGCCCUGGUGAAACAAAGUGGAUCGACCCAGAGGUCCAUGGGCCCGACACGUGGAUAAAUAUGCUGGAAGCCCUGGAACAACAGGCAACUCCGUAGUGGACGUUAAAACGAUAUAGAUAAUAAGUUAAGUUAAGUUAAAGAUAGUAGAAGAAUUAAGAGAUCAAUGCCUUUUAUCAUUAAAUGGACCAUCAGCAUCUGGAAUUAUCCAAGGACAGGUAUCUUGCAGCCUCUCAACAACUAGAUAUAUGCAGGUCCGAGAAGCUAAAUUAGAUUACGUUGACGAUGAGCCUGUAACAGUGAUGAGGUCUGGGCACACAGGAGAAGAUGGCUUUGAUAUUUCUAUGAGCUCAGAAAUCGCUUUGAAAUGGUUAGAAACGAUAGUGGAAGGUGGUCUAAAAGACAGGUUUCUAUUCUGUGGAUUGGAUGCAAGAGAUUCGUUAAGACUAGAAGCUGGGAAAUCUAAUUAUUGCAAUGAUAUGGAUGAAAAUCUGACCCCUAUAGAAGCAGAUCUAGUAGAUAGAAUUCCUAUGUCUAAACUAUCAGCAGGAGGAUGAUUAGGGCAUGAAGCUGUCAUGGCUCAAAGAGGUCAGCUCGAACGCCAGAAAUUUGAAGGCCUUCGGCUAAGAGUUGGGUUUUCUGUAGAAAAAGAUGGGCCUUCAGCAAGAAGAGGGGCAAAACUUUUUGGAGGUGAAGAAGGUGAAACAUAUGGCGUCGUCACUUCAGGGGCAUACAGCCCAUUUUUGAAUAAAGGUGUGGGAAUGGCCCUUAUCAGAAGAGGCAGAGCGCCCUACACAGGCCAUAUUUUCAAAGCAAAGUUGGAUAAACAUAAAACCGUCAAAGUGCAAAUAGAAAAAGGGCCAUUAACCCCACACAAUUAUUAUGACUAA